AUGUACAAUAGCUUAACUCGGAAGAAGACGUACAAUGCAGAAGCAUUACAUACAUCACAACUAAAACGUUGUUUAACAGUAUUUGAUCUCACUAUAUUAGGUAUUGGAUCUACAUUAGGCACUGGUACAUAUAUUCUCACGGGUCAGGUCGCUCAGAACAAAGCUGGCCCUGCAGUAAUCAUAAGUUUUUUGAUCGCUGCUGUGGCUUCCAUUCUUGCAGGUUUAUGUUAUGCAGAAUUUGGAGCGCGUGCUCCACGAGCAGGAAGCGCUUAUACUUAUACCUAUGUUUCCGUCGGUGAGAUUAUGGCUUUUAUAAUUGGAUGGAAUAUGAUUUUGGAAUACGUCAUAGGAGCUGCGAGUACAGCAAAAGCUUUUAGUACAUACUUUGACACCUUAAUUGGCAAUGCAAUGAGUAAAGCUUUUACAGCUCAUUUGAAAAUCAAUAUUUAUGGCUUGUCCGCAUAUGCAGAUAUAUUUGCUAUGGGUUUAUGUUUGUUAUUGACAGUUUUGCUUGUACUUGGUAUUAAAGAAUCGGCGAUACUAAAUAACGCUUUUACAUUUAUUAAUUUAUUAGUUAUUCUAAUUGUAAUUAUUGCCGGUUUGACUAAAGCUAAUUUUCAUAACUGGAAUUUAUCUCCUAAAGAAAUCUACAAUGUAUCACAUUACAAUGGCACUGCUGGAACAGGAGGCUUUUUUCCAUUUGGUUUUUCGGGAGUAGUGAAAGGUGCUGCAAUGUGUUUCUACGCAUUCGUAGGGUUUGAUUUAGUUGCUACGACAGGUGAAGAGACAAAGAAUCCGCAGAAAGCCAUUCCAAUCAGUAUCUGCUUAACCUUGUUGGUUCCCUACUAUUUAAUUGAUAAAAAUGCGGGUCUACCAGCGGCUUUUGCUUAUGUUCAUUUGCCUGUUUUCAAAUACAUUCUUGGAGUUGGCGCACUUGCCGGGAUAUUUACAUCGUUACUUGGUUCAUUACUUCCAUUGCCACGUGUACUCUAUGCAAUAGCCAGUGAUGGACUCAUAUUUCGUUUUAUUGCAUGGAUUCAUCCGAGGUUUCAGACGCCCAUUAUUGCUACAAUUGUGGGUGGAAUAGCUGCAGGGAUUAUGGCACUCAUAUUUGAUUUGGAAAAUCUUGUAGACAUGAUGUCUAUCGGAACGUUGCUCGCCUACAGUCUUGUAUCCAUAUCCGUCCUAUUUCUGCGGUAUCAACCAGUUGAUGAUCCAUUGAUUCGUUCUGAUUAUCUUAGUUAUAAACCAUUAUGGCAAGAGCUAUUUCGUCCAUCACAACGUUAUCCAACUGUCUUAUCAGCAUCCAUUGCUAAAAUCCUUAUUGCUGCAUUAAGUACGGAUGUUGUUAGCGUUCUUACACAUUUACAAAAAGUUUUUUAUUUUAGCUAUGAACGGUUUUAUACUUUGUGCGAUUCAAAGAUUUGCUAGUAACAAAAUUACAGAGAAAGAUCCGACGACAAUUUUCUUUCUCUCAUUAUCUGGUUUGUUAGAAAUAAUAUUCUUGAUCAUGAUUGCCAUGCAGCCAAAAAAUCAAAAAUCAAUACAUUUUGAAGUAAACAGUCUUGCGCUUAAGAGCUCAUUUUAAAGAAAAUUCUGAUUUUUGAGACAAAUAUGAUGCAUGACAGAGUGACGUAUCCGCUACAAAAUAAGACCGCUCCUAGCUCUCUACGACUUUCUGCGAAGGAGAAAUGGAUUUUUUAAAGUUUCUCAGUUUACUCUAAACAAACACGAAUUUUUAACUUUCUUCAUCUUUUGCUACAUUCCGGCACUUCGAAGUUUUUUCUAAUAGUUAGAUUAUCCCAUGAGAUUACUCACGAGAGUCUCGUCUGCUAAAAUUCUUCGUUUUUCCAUUCAUUUUGAAAGCUUAUGAGUGUCAUGUGAACAGAUUUCGAGUAUUUUUGCUAUAACUUUUGGACGAUGCUGUAUCUGUUGAAAAAAAUUAACAUUUGGCAUCUAAGAUACCUGGUUCAACUAUCUGUGCUAAAAUUUCCAGCACAAUCGAAUGAAAUUUCAGAAAGGCGUAAGCAAUGUAGCUUAAAAAGCGAGAUUUCUAAAAAACUUCUGAACCUAGAUAGUUGGAGAGUUCACGAUGGUCUCAAAAAAUGCGCAAGAGAGUUUUGCAUAGUCUCUGAAAAUAUAAAGUGGUUAUGAUUUAUAGUUUACGAAUAGUGAUAUUCGCCCCAAAAAUCCAAAAAAUGAGAGGAGGAAUACCUUUAUACGGUCUGAAAUAGGUUUCACUGAAUUUUUAUAAUUCAAAAAUGUUUUACGGACUCUUGAAUAUGUGCAUUUAUACUUUCCAAUUCUCGUUAGUAUAUAUUCUCUAUUAAUCGUGUUAAAAUGAUUUCAUCUACAUAAAAAAG
Didymodactylos carnosus is the source of this 2363-nucleotide messenger RNA. Lineage: Eukaryota; Metazoa; Rotifera; Eurotatoria; Philodinida; Philodinidae. The record is from the annotation of a GenBank genome assembly.